Miscanthus lutarioriparius is the source of this 1077-nucleotide messenger RNA. Lineage: Eukaryota; Viridiplantae; Streptophyta; Magnoliopsida; Poales; Poaceae. The record is from the annotation of a GenBank genome assembly.
AUGGACCUGCCGGUGGUGGAUCUCGCGCCGUAUCUCCGGACCGCCGCCGGCGACGCGGCCCCGGCGGGCGAGGAGGAGCUGCGCGCGCUGUGCGCCACGGUGAGCGCUAGCCUGCGGGACACGGGGGCGCUGCUGGUGAUGGACCCGCGCUGCUCCGCCGCGGAUAACGACCGCUUCCUCGACGUCGUCGAGCGCUACUUCGCCCGAUCCGCCGACGCAAAGCGCCUCCAGGAACGGCCCCACCUCCACUACCAGGUUGGUGUCACACCCGAAGGGGUGGAAGUUCCUCGCAGUUUGGUCGACAAGAACAUGCAGGAGAAGAUCAGGAGCAUGCCCGAGGAGUUUCAGCCAGCCACGCCUAAAGGGCCGGACCCGAAAUGGCGGUACAUGUGGAGAGUGGGUCCUCGCCCUGGAAAUACCCGCUUUAAGGAGCUAAACUCAGAACCUGUUAUCCCUGAGGGAUUACCUGAGUGGAAAGAGACGAUGGAUUCCUGGGGUUCUAAAAUGAUUUCUGCAAUUGAGGUUGUUGCUGAGAUGGCUGCAAUUGGCUUUGGCUUGUCCAAGGAUGCAUUUACUUCUUUGAUGAAGGAGGGACCACAUCUCCUGGCACCAACUGGAAGUGACCUGCAGCGUCAUGGUUCUGAGGGCACCGUUUUUGCUGGAUUCCACUACGAUCUUAAUUUCUUGACAAUACAUGGCCGGAGUAGAUUCCCAGGCCUUAACAUCUGGUUAAGGAAUGGUAAAAAGAUGGAGGUGAAAGUCCCUGUUGGUUGCCUUCUAAUUCAGUCUGGAAAACAGCUGGAAUGGCUUACUGGUGGUGAGUGUUUGGCUGGAAUGCAUGAGGUAGUAGUGACCAAGAGAACACUAGAGGCCAUAGCACUAGCGAGAGAACAAAAUAGAAGCUUGUGGAGGGUCUCAUCAACAUUGUUCGCGCACAUUGCUUCGGAUGCAAUUCUUAAGCCGCUCGGCCACUUUGAUGAAACACCUGAUGCUUAUUCCUAUCCACCUAUAUGCGCCGGGGAUUAUGUCGAACAGGAGCUUUCAGUGAUUAACCUGAAAGGAAAGGAUGGAGUAUAG